Carassius auratus (goldfish) is the source of this 2241-nucleotide messenger RNA. It is a transcript of the gene fgfbp2a, whose product is annotated as fibroblast growth factor binding protein 2a. The record is from RefSeq and is a predicted model, not a curated record. The transcript has 2 exons. Gene Ontology annotation, molecular function: growth factor binding. Lineage: Eukaryota; Metazoa; Chordata; Actinopteri; Cypriniformes; Cyprinidae. Gene Ontology annotation, biological process: cell-cell signaling. The coding region runs from base 1182 to 1769 and encodes 195 amino acids.
GUUUUCACCAAAAAAAAAAAAAAAAAAAAAAUCUCCAUGAGUUAGAGAAGCAAAGAAAGUCUGGGACUUCUGGAAGCCAGUAAAACUGCCUAGUAAGCCAAAAAUAACAUCUGUAAUUGGCCUCUCACACAGUCACAGAUCCUUUGAUUCUGAGCUGACUUGUUCUGGAUGUUUACAGUUUAAUUCCUGCAUCAGUUUCAAGGACCCCCAAUACGAUUGAUUGCUUGGAAAAUACAGAUGUGAUUAGUUCAGUGUGUCUGGCAUAAUUCAGAGGUUCGGACACACUUUUACACGAAUGGCCUCUAACUCCAUGUCUCAUCUGUUUAAGUGAACAUGUUCAUAUAAUUAUCCAAUUGUGUGCCUGACAGGUUCUGAAUCAGAGUAUGAUCCUUCAUGUAGAACUGUCCAAAUUAUUUAAAAUCGAGUACUGUAUGUUUAGCAUAAAAUAUUUAAGCAGAUAAUUGCAUUGUCACUAUAUUGUGACUUCAUACCUCUUAUUGUAAAUUUUAUCUCAGAAUUACCUUUCAUGUUUUUUAUUCUGAGGUAGAAAUGGUUUCAAUAGUUCAGAGAGAGAAAUAUAAGAUUUUAUUACAUUUGAACCAACAUCAGGUUGGCAUACGUUUUUUUUUCUUCACGUGAAGAACAUUUUACAAAUCUAAAGAAUAUAUUUCCACAAUAAAAAACAUUUUGGCAAUGGAAAGAUCCCAUGGAUGUUAAAGGUUUUUCAUGGAACCUUCAGUGCCAGUAAGGAACAUUUAUUUUUAAGAUUGUAUAGUCACACAAGGAAGUCCACUAAACUGUUUUUUUUAAGCACUCACACAACCCAAGUUUAGGAUUUAUUGAUGGUAGGCAUGGACAGAUUGUUCCUAACUUCAUGAACACAAAACAUGACUGGAAAAGUAACAUAGCUGCGGUGUACUGUGAAAUACACAAAAACAAAUCCUGAAAAAGUUCCAGAAUUGGGGUUGUAAAGGAGUGCCCUCUGUUCCACUUUACUGUGUCCGAGCAUUUUCUCAAUUGGUUACAUAUGUGUCCCCGCUUGUUAUUGACAGUCCUUAGAUGGCCAGGCAGGAUAUCAGCUUGUGGGGGAACUUUUUUUAACCUCAAAACAUUAUUUGUAUGACCAAAGCCUUUAAAUAGUGGAGUCAGAAGUCCCUUCACCAGUAACAGCGCAUCACAACAUGUGGACAAUCACAAGCACACUCCUGCUUACAUACUGCCUCUGGGCACCUCUCGUUCAGAGCCAGGAUCACGAUGACAUCCAGCCAGGAUACAGGAGGAACGUCUGGGAAAACAUGAAUGACUUUCUUACCAAAGGUACCAAAGAUAAAUGCAGCACAAGUGUGAUAGGACGAGGAGAUCUCACUAAGCUCCGCAUUACUUGCCAUGGCACGGAGCGCUCUUACUGGUGCGAGUACCAGGGCAAGCCUCAUGUCUGCCGCUCUUACAACAAGAACCCAUCGCACUAUUUCAAGCAGAUCAUGUGGGACCUCCGCAAGCUGCCGAAUGCUUGCCAGGGCAAGCGCAUCCUCAAGCCUCAAAUGUGCAAGAGAGCUUCAGACGAGGCUAAGAUGGUCUUCACAAGCGCAUCCUUUUCAAACACCAAGCCAAUGGACAUGCCCUACAGUACAAUUACUACACCCAUACCAACUACACCACAACCAACUACGCCGGUGCCCGUGAGUGAGGCCAAGAAACUUGCCCAGGACUACUGCUGGAACAAUUUGCAGGGUGUCUGUUCCUUUUUCAUAGGGUGGUUCAGAAACUAAGAAAAGGCCACUCCCAUGUCCACAGACGAUUAACGCAAUUCAAGAUGACUCCAAAUGUCUUAACCGCAUGAUGUUUUGGACUGACGGGGAAAAAUGGAGGUGUUUGUUAAGACUGACAGGACUUUGGGAACACCAUUAAUUUUUUUCUUAUGUAUGCCAAAUGUACAGACUCUAAUGUACAUGUAAUCAGAAUUGACAAGAUUAGACAGGUAUCAAUUAAUUUAGAUGUUGAGCAUAAUGCUGGCUUGUUUUCGUCUCCAAAUGUAAACUAUAUGAUGAGGAACUUCAUCUUAGCAUGUGUACUGUAUGCUAUAUGUGUAUUAAUCUUGCUAUGUUAUAUAUUUAUGAGUGCUGACCAACUGAGUCAACAUCUCUGAGAGCUGUGCAGCCACAGGUAACUUCAGACUGUAAUAUAUCAAUGUGAAAAUGUAUAAUGUACAUUUUAUAGUGGAGUAAGUAAAACUUUUUCUUU